AAGAGCAGAGUGAAGCCUCAGCUGCUGCAUGCUCUGUUCCUGAAUCUCCCAGAGACUCGGAGGCUCGGGGUUCAUCAAGCAUGGACACGCAUUCUGACUGCCUGAUUUGCUGUCCCCAUCUGACUUCAUCUAGAAUGCUCUUCACCACCUGCCCCAUCUGUGGUGGCUUAAAGAGAGCACCCUUACCUCAGGCAGGAGCUUCACUACAGCCUGGCGUGCCAGAUAAGAAGCAGAGAAGUCAUGCAGAGAGAGGGAGAAUGGAUCCCACCUAUGAGAUCAUGGAGGGCCAAGCCACAGACAGGAGCUCAGAGUCAGAUGAGAAGAGCAGAUAUGACUUGAUGGGCAGCUCUGGGCAGCAGAGGAGCACUGACGAUCCUGAAGAUGGCUCAGGGGUGAGUGAACGACCGAGAGGAGGAGUGACAUAUGUAAAUAUUCCCAUCAGCCCAAUGUCCAAAAAGCAGUUGCACUAUAUGGAGCUGGAGCUGCAGGAGCACGGUACCACUGUCAGAGGAAAAGGCACCACGAAAUACGCACAAAUUGACAUCACUGCAACAGAGACUGCACACAGAGUGGGUACCCAGCAUGCACUGGGGCGGGAGGCAGGACUUCAGAAAAUGGAACAGUGGAAAAGAGGAGGGGCACCGCAAUGAUGACAUCAUUUAUCACCUUAAUAAUGAUGAUGCCAUUGCUCUUUACCAUGACAACAGUGAUGUGAAGAAAAAGAGAAAAGUGUGUUGGAAAAGUGUCUCUCAGAAGAGAAACAGUGAGGAAUGUUAAGUUCUAAAAGUGCCAAGAUCUUUCCUCGCGCUUCUGAUUUGGACCGCAGGUCCGUGUUAAAGGCUUCAACUCCACUUACUCCCAGAGUCACAGGCCAAGCGAAAUCAAACUGAACAGGUGGCAUACGUGCCAGAAAAUCUAAUUGAACUGAGGCAGCCGAAGGCCCAGUUUUAUUAGCUGGUGUUGUGUAGCUAUGAGACUGUGAUCAUGUGGGUUUUGUUGUGUGGGUGUGUGUGUGGGUGAGUGUGAGUGUGAUAACUCGAGCAUUAGAGCUGUGAGGACAGACCGUGUGAACAUGGCUGAUUAUAGAUGAGUCACCACACGCUCAGCUGCCUGCAGCAACAUGUCUCUUGUUAAUUUGCUUUAAUAUUUGCCCUUAAUCAAUUACAUACUCUAUUGUCCUUUAAUCAAGUAGUGGAUAUCUCUGACCACGUAUAAGAGCUGCAAACACGGAACAGCAAAACAUUACAUACUGAGCAAAAAACAGACGGAUCCAUAUGAGGCUCACUGUGUGGACAGAGUAGCAAAAUUCUUGCAUUCUUUUUGCUAUUUUCCUGGUCAUGAAAAUAGCAGCAAUAUUUAUAAUCACAUCUGCAAGUGCCACAAUCGUAUUCCUUAUUUUUGUGUUUGUGGCUAUGGAAAUUGCCAUGUAUCUUCUUUUGAAUGAAUGAAGGGAAAUUGUGCAUAUACAACGUUGGGCAUUAUUAAAUAUUCAGACGAAUUUAAUCAGCUUUUGAAUAUUCUAUAUUUCUUCUCUCAUUUUAUUGGCUUUAUACUAUUGUUUUAUAGUACAAUUAAAACUGAAAAUAUA
Molecule: messenger RNA, 1588 nt
Organism: Ictalurus furcatus (blue catfish)
Lineage: Eukaryota; Metazoa; Chordata; Actinopteri; Siluriformes; Ictaluridae
Exons: 6
Coding region: 81-650 (189 amino acids)
Biological process (GO): positive regulation of protein tyrosine kinase activity; neuromuscular junction development
Molecular function (GO): protein kinase binding
Source: RefSeq, a predicted model, not a curated record